UCCAACCACUCUGAGUGUCAUCGUGUCAUAUCCAUUCUACUGUAUCCAUGCAGAUGCUAUUCUGAAGCAGGUAUGAGUUGAGUGCUUAUACCUGAACAAGAAAGAUAGGGAUCAGAAGUGUGAAAACCAAAAAUUCUACCUGCCACAGGUGCGGCGCUAUGUUAUGCUAAGCGGCAAAAUAGAAUAGGAACUGACUUACCUGUCAUCGAGUGAGUAGCGGAAAAACACAGUAUUCGUCCUCCUUGAAUCGUUGCCGCACCAAGCAAGCGAAGCACACCUGCCUUCCACUUAUCUACCACUCAAUUGACUUGCAGAAGUAUCCAUGAGGCACCGAGUUUUUCAGAGUCGGUAUCGACAACAUGUUAGGGAAGGACACUAAAAACCAUCCAAAGCGGUACCGGCGUAGAUGCUUUGCUUGCGUCCCUGCUGCACCCAACACAUUUCGAAACUUUGCGGCGAGUUGCUGUAGUUGCUCCGGCACCGCCGACACGGUCGCCGGCUUGAGCGCGCCAAGGAAAGUUCAUAAUUUCAAACCUACCAAUGAGCGCUCGCAUACCGGGGGAGCGGCCUCAGGAGCCAAUGGGCUCGUGACGGUUGAGAACUCGCGCUUCGACGUAAAAAAUCUGACGUUUCAUGACGUUUGAUGACGCGAAAAGCUCGCAGCGCCUCACUUUAGUCCGCAAGUGAACUCGCGAGUUUCAUCCCCUUGGUUUAUUGUCUGCUCCGGCGGGUGUUCCCGCAGCUUCCACUGCGAAUGUGUGAAUGUCAACGAUGCUGACUACGAUUUCCUUGUGAGCCAAGAUGUUGGCACCCAAGUAUCUUUUGUUGAGCUCGGUACAAAUGAAAGUUCUCUGCAAGACCUGAUAAUGGCCUUACUGGACAAGAUGAGCGCACUGGAAAAAGAAGUCAUUUCGCUACGGACAGAAAAUGAUGCGAUGUCGACGCACCUCGCUCGGAACUCCGAUCUUCUCAGAACGCACAUCACUAAGUGUCCAGUUACUGGUGACGUGUCAUCUCCGUCUCCUACCUACUCUUAAUCUAGUUCCCUCAAACGUUACUCUGAUACGCACCUAACUUGUGAAAUACAAGUUAUUUGUGCUCGAUGUAAAGGUUACAGCCCAUUCAAAGGUUACAUGCGGACGUGCGCUGCCCUCUUACAGGUUACAUUGCGAGAGAAACAGUGGUGUUACCCCUAAGGACGCCGUUACGCUUUUGGAGAAGUUACCAGCGUUACUUAUAAAAGCGAAGUGGUCCGCAGUUUCGCGAAAGUCGGCAGGUGGAGGUUGCACGUCAAGUGGCAGUUGGCAACAGCGUGUAUCAGGAAAAAGCGGGAGGAGCGUUUCGCUUGCUGUGUGGUACCUCGCCGCUUCGAGAUCCGUUGCAUUGGAAACAACGGAAUUCAAAGUCACAUACUCGCAGGUAGAUAUAUGAUGUGACGGACGCACACAGACAUUCGAGGUUUCACACAGAGACGUUGCACGGACGCCGGCUGUGAUCGUGAUGCAUUUAUUGGGGAAAUGGAUGAAAAUGGACAUGCACUGGAAGUAGCAUGCUGUUAUUGUCACCAUGCACGAGCCAAGCAUGCAGCACUGAGUGAAACAGGUAACCCAUAGCGCAGCUCCACUGGUUCCAAAUUUGAUGGACACAGCCAUGAGUUACCUGGCAGUAUUGUGGCAGAGGGUAUCUUGUGCCACAGAAGUACAUACGAACAGUCCAGCAGAAAUACAGCAGCAGCCCAAUCCCAGUCUAUAACUCUGCAGAGGCUCAGAGAGAUAGCAGCAAACCAGGUCCUUCCCACAACUCUCCGCAAGCUCGGGAUUCGUCGCAAAGCCAGCCAGCCAGCCAUGUACGAACCUAUAUUUGCCAACAUUGUAGAUUGUCGACUAGGUAUUUCCAGUGCUUUUGUGACCACGUCGUUCAGUGUGUUGGGUGUGGCUUUCUCCCUUCUUGUGAUACUUGUGGAACAACGUUUGAAACCAUCUAAAGAUACCUACAUCAUUUGAAUUUUUGUAUUUAGUUAAGCACACGAGUACAGGAUGACAUAACAUGACAGGAUGAGCCAGCCAACACAAUGUAUAGGUGAGCUACUUGAGCAGAUGGAAAGAACAGAUCAAAGUUAGAAGAAUAAUCUGAAAAAAAAAGGCUAUUUAUGCCAUAACCCAGAGGGCCACCACAUGUGCUCCAAGGUGGUUGUCGAUUGCGUUGUAAGCCGCGUAGAGGAAUUGUUUCAGGAAAUGGGUGUGCAGAUUGACACCACUUUGGUAAAAUCAGAUCAGGUUCGGAAGUUGCAUUAUGAGGAACCCCUGAUUUUUUGUAACGUGCCUUAAGUGCAAAAUGUGUUGGGGUUCCUUAUCUCAUUAAACUUUAAUUUAGAUAAUUUUUCUACACGUCAUGUGAAGAUGACUACGAAUUAUCUAUUUUUCUAAAGUAAAAAAGUGACUUGUCAACUCAGUUCCGUUAUAUGUACAUUCAGUGCAAGGUGUUCUGCAGUUUAGUAAUACUCAUAUUUCAUAUAUGCCUUUUCUCUGCAUGAUCCUUCGGAGAUAUUUUGCUCCACUGGCCACCUGUCGCUGUGACGAGGACUAUGACUUCCCAAUGGGGAUCCCCAAAUCGAGCAAAGCCACUGAGUUCACCAAGCGACCUGACGGCAUGCAUCGAAACAGUCUCCGCGAAGAAACACAUCCCAUCAAGAUGAAGUUGUGCGUGGUUGUCUUCGUUCUUGCCACUCUACUAUCGGUUGCCUUCUCCGAAUGCCCGGGAGAGCUGAAAUUCCUUGCGAUUAUGGGAUGUGCGCUCGAAGCGAAGGAAGAUCCUAAGCUCCAAGCCGCCUUCGGGGACAAGGAUUUAUCGAACCCUGCUUUCGUUAAGGCAACAUGCUGUACGCGGGACGCAGUAGAGACGUGCAUGCGAUCCACCCUGGAGGGUGAAUGCGCACCCUAUGCUGAUGAAUUGGUCGGCAGACUUAACUACGAGCUGAAGAAAGAAUUUGGCGACCUGUCCUGCGACUUGGAAUGCUAAGAAGCAAACCACACGGAUAGUAACACGGUACAUGAAAUAAAUUGCUGCACUUGA
This is a messenger RNA of Ornithodoros turicata, 3072 nucleotides long. RefSeq lists its product as uncharacterized. NCBI's taxonomy places the organism in Eukaryota, Metazoa, Arthropoda, Arachnida, Ixodida, Argasidae. The transcript is spliced from 8 exons. The record is from RefSeq and is a predicted model, not a curated record. The coding region runs from base 2515 to 3018 and encodes 167 amino acids.